AGUUUGGUUGCGUUUAAUUCGAAGAUCGCCGCCUUCUACGGCGCAUUUGGAUGGAUUGAAUUGGGAGGUUUUGGUUGUUCGUGAUCCUGACGUUGCUUUACAAUGUUACCCUGGUGGGAAGAUAGUUUUAUCUAAUGCUUUUGUUGAGCAUUUUGAAAAUGAUUUUGAGAUUGCAACUUCGAUUGCUGCUGCGGUUGCACAUAUUGUGGCACGACAUGGUGCGGAAAGGUUUACAAAGACGCUGUGGAUUAUGGUAUUACAUAGUUUGCUUAAUCAAUUUGUCAAAACUGAUUUUGUCAAAGCCAUUCUCCCACGACUACCUUUAAACAGACGGCUUGAAAUGGAAGCUGAUUACAUUGGGCUUCUACUAAUGGCAUCAGCUGGCUAUGAUCCCCGAAUGGUCCCUAAAGUCUACGAAAAGAUAGGAAAAUUUGACGAGUCUGAAAGUGUGCCCACAAGGGCUACUCAUCCAUCAGGAAUAAAAAGAGCCAAAGCAUUGGCUCAACCUAAGAUAAUGGAAGAAGCUCUUAUUAUAUAUAAGAAUGUAAAAGCAGGAUUUGGGGUUUGAUGAUUUCAUUCUUUAGAACUACACAUUCGGCAUCUCACAAACUACAAACUGUGUAGUUGAAACCUGGGAAGAAGAUUAUUUUACCAAAUUUCGUUUAAUUUCAUCUAUAUAAACUGCAAUUAAUUUCUAUUCUUCUUUUGGUA
Molecule: messenger RNA, 711 nt
Organism: Cicer arietinum (chickpea)
Lineage: Eukaryota; Viridiplantae; Streptophyta; Magnoliopsida; Fabales; Fabaceae
Source: RefSeq, a predicted model, not a curated record